AUGCUACAGGCAUUAAGCGUGAGGACUCUAAUGGGAAGCCGACACCAGGAAAUUUAUGUGGCCGUAGGAAGAGACGUGUUAGAAAGUGUCUCUGUUCUCAAAUGGGCUCUUCACAACAAUCGAGCGGGCUCUCUGAUUUUACUUCAUGUUCAGCUUCCGAUUACCACCAUUCCGUCGCCGAUUGGGAAAAUUCCUGUUCAGCGAGUAUGUAAGAAUGUGUUGAAUGCGCACAAGGAGGAUGAAAAGAAAAAGUUAAAUGAUUGCAUGGAAUUUUACUUACAGAUUUGCUCCCAAGCUAUGGUGAGAGCAGAACCUUUGAUAGUCGAGAAGGAGGAUGUUUGCAGAGGAAUUGUCCAGGUGGUUUCAGAGCUGAGUAUCACGAAGCUUAUAAUGGGUAAAAGAUCCAAGAAAUCGAAUAUGCAAGUAACAGGCAAAGCGGGCUACGUGAUAAGGCACGCGAUCAACUCCUGCGACAUAUCGAUUAUCUGUAGAGGAAAACUUAUAGCGGCGAGGGAAGGAUCUGUCCUAGAUAAUGGUCUAUCAAUGGCAUUCCAAUCAAACUUCCAACGGCAUUUGGCCGCUUCAACUGAAACUCGGGCGCAUUUUCCAGUUCAAUCUCGUUUAGAAACUACACCCUCCUCCAUUAACCUUGAAUUCCACGAAUACCCAUUGGAAGACAUCAAAGCGGCAACAGGGAACUUCUGCAACCAUUCCAAACUUGGAGGCGGCGGAUAUGGAACUGUUUACAAAGGCAAAAUAGGACAUGCAACGGUUGCAGUGAAAAUUGUAGGUGAGGACAGUUUUCAGGGCCGGCAGGAGUUCCAACGUGAGAUCGAUAUUUUAAGAGACAUUCGGCAUCCCAAUUUGGUGAAGGUGAUAGGAGCGUGCUUUGAGGACGGAUGUAUACUUUAUGAAUAUAUGACCAACGGAAGCCUGGCAGAUCGUCUGAGCUGCAAAGACUCCACUCCGUCGCUUCCCUGGUAUGCCAGAAUUCGCAUUGCCGCGGAUGUUUGCUCCGGUUUACAAUUUUUACACAGUUUAGAGCCAGAUCCAAUAGUCCACCAUGAUCUUAAGCCCGAAAACAUACUUCUCGACGAGAAUUAUGUAGGCAAAAUCAGUGACUUCGGCCUUUCUCGUCGUCUACAUCGAGAUGUGCACAAAGAAUCGGAGCCCAAAGGCACAUUUGCAUACAUGGAUCCAGAAUACCUGAGAAGCGGUGAAUACUCUACCAAAUCCGAUGUUUACAGCCUGGGAAUUAUUUUUCUUCAGCUUCUUACCGGGAAACCGGCAUUAGGAGUACUAAAGGAGGUUGAAUAUACGCUAAAAAAUGGAAAACUGGUUGAGGUUUUGGAUCCUUCAGCCGGUGAGUGGCCUUUCGCACAGGCUAAACAACUGGCCGAUCUUGCCUUACAUUGCACGGAACCAGUAAGAAAGAAGAGACCGGAUAUUCAGCCAACUGUGAUGCAAAGGCUAGAUGAGCUUCGAAAGUUUACCAUCGCUGCUACCGAGGCCUGGAGAUUAUCAAUCUGAAUCUGUUCUGCAAAUUAACUAUAGAAUAACAGAUACAGCAGAAAAUGACUAUUGACAGUUAUAGGAAAAAGCAUACAUCAGUCAUGGGAAAACAACAACUUAUAACUCAAGCGAUGAGCAGAAACUAAUACAUAUUAAUUCUUAAUUUUCCUGUACAUUUCUGAAUUUGCAGACUUAAGACACCAUGUCAGUUUUACUGACUGUUGGUGUCAGA
Molecule: messenger RNA, 1744 nt
Organism: Cryptomeria japonica (Japanese cedar)
Lineage: Eukaryota; Viridiplantae; Streptophyta; Pinopsida; Cupressales; Cupressaceae
Product: U-box domain-containing protein 33
Exons: 6
Coding region: 1-1530 (509 amino acids)
Biological process (GO): protein phosphorylation
Molecular function (GO): ATP binding; protein kinase activity
Source: RefSeq, a predicted model, not a curated record